AUGUAUUCAGUUACAGCAAAACCAUUACCCAAGCAGCCAGCGAUAAUACUAUUGGCUGCUCCACCAGGUGUUCACGAUGUAGUGGAUGCAAUCGCUAGAGAAGUUGCGGCAAGCUAUCCUCAGUCAAGCCAACCGCCUGUCAAUAUCCAUGCAUCGCAAUUUGCAGACACCACACAAAGUGAUGCUAAGGAACAGUUGGAUAUAAAAUUGGGAAACGCUCUUGGUGGAGAAAGUAAAUCCGUUGUUAUAUUCAACCUGGAAAAACUACCUCCCAAUUCUCUUCUAAUUUUUUACAAAUAUUGUGACCACGAAACUGCACCAUUCAAGAACGCCGUCAUCGUUUUCACCGUCCACUUACCAGAUUCGUUUGAUUCAGAUGACACUAUACACCGACGCGAGCAAUCGGUUGAAGAUUUUUUAAUUUCCAAUUGGCUUGGACGUGGUUCUGAUCACGACAUGGAUCAAGACAAACUCGGAGCUCUGCUCAGUCGCAUCGCAAACUCAAUUGCCAUAGCAACAAGCAACAGCGGCAAUAAGAAAUAA
Messenger RNA from Saccoglossus kowalevskii, 543 nucleotides. Its product is annotated as torsin-1A-interacting protein 1-like. NCBI's taxonomy places the organism in Eukaryota, Metazoa, Hemichordata, Enteropneusta, Harrimaniidae. The record is from RefSeq and is a predicted model, not a curated record.